Molecule: messenger RNA, 1386 nt
Organism: Paramecium pentaurelia
Lineage: Eukaryota; Ciliophora; Oligohymenophorea; Peniculida; Parameciidae
Source: the annotation of a GenBank genome assembly
AUGAAUUGGAUUUAAUCUAAAUAAAUGUCAAAUUUAAAGAUUUUUUAUACAGGAAUUAAUUGUUUCUAUUAAAGAGGAGAUAUAAUAUUUGAUUAUUUACCUCCCCUCAAUUCAUAAUAUGAUGAUAGAGUCGAAUAUUUUAGAAUGGAUAAAGAAUAAAUAUGUGAUGGAAGCUUUAUUGAAAGAUGUUAAUUCAAAGAUUAAAUAUAUUCUCUUAAAUAUAAAUAUCACUUUUUUCAAUUUUAUGAAUCAACUAAAGAAAUUCAUAGAAAAUAUGAUGAUAAUAUUAUGAUUUAACAAAUAGUAUUUUAUAAAGUAGAAAAAUCAAAAACAAUCUUAAUCAUUAAUUAACAUCUAAAAUCAUAACCAAAUUAUACUUUUUUUUAAGUUUUUACAAGAAUGCAUUAUAAAUUAUUCCAGUUUGGUAUUAACAUAUUUAUUUGAAAAAUAAUCAAUUUAAUCGGAACUAUGUUUAGAUGAAGAUGAAGAAGAAUUAAAUAAAUAUUUAUGUAAUUAUAUUGACACAUGUGAUUUUUAACCUAAAGAAACUGAUGAAAAAUAUGUUAAUGAACAUUAUCGGUAUGAUAUAAACUACAUUAAGAAGAUUAAGAUAUAUAUUAUAAAUUAUUUUAAAAAGUAUGUGAAUGCAAACUCUCUAGUAAAAUUUUAAUAAGAUGGCUUAUUGCAAGAGGGUGUAAUUAUAGCAUUUUGUAAUUUUAAAUUUGAUAUUGAUGCUUCAUAUGCUGCUAUUAUGAAUUGGAUUGUAUAAUAUAAUAUACUUAUUUAUUUAUUUUAGAAAUGGAUAAGAUAACAUAGAAUAAAUCGUUUAUCUGCAAAAUAAUUUCCAGAAUUUAAUGGAAUUUUAGAAAUUGUGGGGGAAAGUAAAUGUGGCAGAUAAGUUGUUUACAUAAAAUAAUCUAAAUUGUAACCUGAUAAAAUGUAUUAAUUCAUUUAAUAUAUUUAGAGAUCUCGAGAGAUAUAAAUGGUAUUUCCUUGGUUUUCUAGAGGAUGUUUGUAGAUCUUUGAAAAGGAUUUGUUGAUUCCUAUAUUACAAUCUUGGAUGUUGAUGAAUUUGGUUUCUCUAAUUUUGAUUUUUAAAUGACUAAAAGUCUUCUUAACAUGGUGCUACAGUUUUUUCCAGAAAGACAAAAUAAGGUGUUCGUCAUUAAUAUGUCUGGGUUUGUAAUGGAAUUUUAUAAAAUGUUAAAACCUUUCUUGCCUACUUGAAAAAAUGAUAAAGUAAAUUAUAAAAUUCAUUUAAGCUUAUCUUUUUGGGAAAAAACAGAUAAGAAAUAUAAAAGACAUUAAUUGAACAUCUUGGAUUUAGUAUAAACUUUGAAUGAUAUCAUAUUAUUUUAUUAAGAGGAAUAAAUAAUUUAAUUUUGA